Frieseomelitta varia is the source of this 3711-nucleotide messenger RNA. It is a transcript of the gene Gat-a, whose product is annotated as sodium- and chloride-dependent GABA transporter 1-like. NCBI's taxonomy places the organism in Eukaryota, Metazoa, Arthropoda, Insecta, Hymenoptera, Apidae. The record is from RefSeq and is a predicted model, not a curated record. Bases 823 to 2658 code for a protein of 611 amino acids. The transcript is spliced from 9 exons. Gene Ontology annotation, biological process: sodium ion transmembrane transport. Gene Ontology annotation, cellular component: membrane.
CCGAUUCCAGUUCUGAGCGGGCCGGCCGAGUAUUCGCAUCGUUGCCCUUAGAUUGUGCACCGUCGAUCGGGACGAGCAGGAAAAAGAAAAAAAAAAAAAAAAAAAAAAAGAAAAAAAAGUUGAGAGAAAAGAGGAAAACCAAGGGAGGAGAGAACGUACAGCGGUAGCAGUUCUCGUCGUUCGUGUAGAUCGCGCGUAGUAAUCGAUGAUCGUAACUAACGCGUUGCUAGAACCACCAGGAUCGAGAGAACCCCGUUAGCUCUUGAUCGUCGAGUAUCACUUUUGCCGGGCUCCUCCCCCCGUCGAAUCGAAGUGUUACAGCCUAUUUUUUUUUUUCCGGCUUCAAACUCUGAGAGAGAAAGAAAGAGAGAGAGAGAGAGAGAGGACUCUGAGAUGGCGCCUGUUCGACCUAAUCGAGCUGUUGCGUGAAGAGAUCAAGAGUGUGCUGUGCAGUGCAUAGUCUCCGAUUCUGUCCCCCCUCCACCCCCUCCUACCGGAGGAAGUUCCGCUAACAUCGGCUAACUAUUCGUAUCCUUUCGCGCGUAUCCUUACCGUUUACCCGUUCGUAUCUCGCUUAGCUAACCGGAAAUUCGCAAGGAGGAAGAGACGGUGGCCACGGAAUCGUUAAGUGUCGUGAGACCGAUAAUUGACCGCAGUUAGAAACACUGUUAUGUCUCCGUGGUAGUUCCGCGAGCCAGUGCAGGAAUACGCGCGCGCGCGCGCGAAAGAGAGGAAGAAAGAGAGAGAGAGAGAGAGAGAGAGGUCAUCGAAAAACGAGAGGGCAGAGUUUUUCACCGGUGAACAGAAUACACAUCGUACAAAAUGACGGAAGCAUCGAGGGAACCGGAACUCGCCGAUCCCGAAAGCCCUGACAAAACCGCGUUGAAUUUAACGUCCACGUCUAACAAAGGAAAGCCACUACCAGAACGUGGUACAUGGAGCACCAAGCUAGAUUUCAUUUUGAGUGUGGUUGGCCUGGCUAUUGGUCUGGGGAACGUCUGGAGAUUUCCGUAUCUCUGUUACAAGAACGGCGGCGGGGCAUUUUUAAUCCCAUACUUCUUGACGCUGUUUCUCGCUGGGAUUCCAAUGUUUUUCAUGGAGCUAGCCCUCGGUCAAAUGCUCACCGUUGGCGGCCUCGGUGUCUUUAAAAUAGCGCCGCUUUUCAAGGGUAUCGGAUACGCCGCCGCUGUCAUGUCCUGUUGGAUGAACGUUUAUUACAUUGUCAUUCUCGCCUGGGCCAUCUUCUACUUCUUUAUGUCGAUGCGCAGCGAAUUGCCGUGGGGAAGCUGUAAUAAUUAUUGGAACACGAAGAACUGCGUGAAUCCCUACGACAGAGAUUCGCUGUUGUGUUGGAAUCAAGUUACCAAACACCACAAUUACGUUAAAGUAUGUUCCGUCAACGACGUCAAUAUGACAAUCUCGGAGCUCACCGAUCCGGUGAAAGAAUUUUGGGAACGCCGAGCACUUCAGAUCAGCGAAGGCGUGGAGUACGUGGGGAAUAUUCGUUGGGAGCUAGCUGGUACCCUCCUUCUGGUUUGGAUCCUCUGCUACUUUUGCAUUUGGAAAGGUGUCAAGUGGACUGGGAAGGUGGUGUACUUUACAUCGUUGUUCCCUUAUGUUCUGUUAACGAUUCUUCUGAUUCGUGGAAUUACAUUGCCCGGGGCCAUGGAGGGCAUCCGAUUUUAUAUCAGUCCAAAUCUUUCCAAACUGAAAGAAUCCGAGGUAUGGAUAGACGCUGUUACUCAAAUUUUCUUCUCGUACGGGCUAGGCUUGGGCACAUUAGUGGCUCUCGGUAGUUACAACAAAUUCACGAAUAACGUUUACAAAGACGCGUUAAUCGUUUGUUCGGUGAAUUCGUCGACGAGCAUGUUCGCCGGUUUCGUCAUAUUUUCGGUGGUUGGCUUCAUGGCCCACGAGCAGCAAAAGCCUGUCGCAGAGGUCGCCGCUUCUGGUCCAGGAUUGGCUUUCCUGGCUUAUCCCUCUGCGGUUCUUCAGCUUCCUGGUGCGCCCCUUUGGUCUUGUCUCUUCUUCUUUAUGCUCCUUCUCAUAGGUUUAGACUCUCAGUUCUGCACCAUGGAAGGAUUUAUCACUGCUAUGGUGGACGAAUGGCCGCAGUUGCUCCGCCGGCGCAAGGAACUGUUCAUCGCGAUUGUUUGCGUACUUUCCUACAUCAUUGGAUUGUCUUGCAUCUCGCAAGGUGGCAUGUACGUCUUCCAAAUCUUAGAUUCGUACGCGGUGUCCGGAUUCUGUCUUCUCUUCUUAAUUUUCUUCGAGUGCAUCUCGAUAAGCUGGGCUUUCGGCGUCAACCGAUUCUACGACGCUAUAAGAGACAUGAUAGGGUAUUAUCCUCUCAUGUGGUGGAAACUAUGUUGGACUGUCACCACCCCCAUGAUUUGUGUCGGCGUUUUCAUCUUCAAUCUCGUACAAUGGACACCUGUAAAAUAUUUAGACUAUGAGUAUCCAUGGUGGUCGCACGUGCUUGGCUGGAUAACGGCUUUAUCCUCGAUGCUUUGCAUACCUGGUUAUAUGAUUUACGCUUGGAUGACAACACCGGGUGACAGGUCCACGAAAUACAAGUUGUUAGUGCGGAUAGAAGACGACGUGACAAGUCUACGAAUGAAAAUGGGUCAGCCGUCAGUCGAACUGACACCACUUUAACUGCCACGGAUUCACUUUAAUCCCAGAAGGGAUUUUAUUGUUUCAACACUUGAUACUUUCUAAUUGUCAUUAAUUUAAACGAUCCAACGACAAUGUGUUUGACGUCACUAUCUCGGAGUAAUUUUCUUUAUAAAAAUUACUUCCUCCCGUUCGUUCGAAAAGAAAAGGACUUCUGUUGUGUUCCUGUUUAUCAAAGAAAUUCGUAUAUUAUUUAAAUGAACUCCUUUUUUUUUUUUUUAAAUCGUCUAGAUGAUAAUUUGUUAGAUUCUUAUUGGAAGGAGGUUCGCAUAAAAUACGAGGCAACUAAAGUGUUCAGAAUUGUAUCUAGUUUCUAGCGUUAAGUACGUUUUAGCAUAAUUUAAAGUACACGAAAUUUCUUAGCACACGAAUAGUUCGUAAAAAGUGCAUUUAGGAUGCUGUUUUGUAAUUCUUGAAAUCGAAGAUUCGAAGAUUAGAGAAAUUUCCAAGUACUUUAUAAGUGUUCGAAAUUCUGAAACUAUUUGUUGUGUUAGCCUGGUUACAGAUUUAGCUGCUAACUUAUCUAUUUUAACAAUAUCGGACGUGUACCAUAAACAAAAGUUAUUGCACAUUUUGAAUUUAAUUACAAAGUACACAUAUCUACGCUGCCAUAAUUACUAUAUAUUUUGCUGCUCAAUUGACCGUUUGUUUAAAAGAUAUGUCAAUUUCCCCGUGUUUCUGCAGAAAAUGUAUGUGCAAAUUCUAUUCUUAAUAAAAAUUGUAGAUUUGCGUAGAAGAAAUAUGGUAGUAGAUAUCCAUUAUGAAUAGAGAAACAGUAAUUAUUAAUAUAUACUCAAUUAAGCCGAGAGUUAUUUAAAAAUUGUUUUUACAAAAUCCAUAGUAUAUUUAGUUGAAAAUUAUUAUAACUAGUUAUUUUAAUAAUAUCUAUUGUAUCUAUUGUUAUAUACGUUCUACAUAUUUUCCUUUUAGCAAAUACAACAUGCAAAAUAAGAAUUUCAUUCAUAUGAGGAGAGACAAAUUAAGGGAAAAAUCUGUAUGGUAACAUUUUUGGUAAAUAAAGUUAAGUAUUAAAAA